Messenger RNA from Mugil cephalus (flathead mullet), 3143 nucleotides. Its product is annotated as interferon-induced protein 44-like. Bases 612 to 1955 code for a protein of 447 amino acids. The transcript is spliced from 8 exons. NCBI's taxonomy places the organism in Eukaryota, Metazoa, Chordata, Actinopteri, Mugiliformes, Mugilidae. The record is from RefSeq and is a predicted model, not a curated record.
GCUGGAGCCGAUCCCCGCUAUGAUAGCGCGACAAACCGGACAGGUCACCAGUCCAUCGCAGCGCUAAAACAGAGACACACAACCAGGGACACGAGUAUGUCUUUGGAGGUCGGAGGAAACCGGAGUACGCGUGGAAAUCCCACGGAGACACAGGCAGAAAACAUGCAAACUCCACCCAGAAACCCCGCACCUUCUCGCUGAGAGCCCGUGCCACCCACAUGGUGAACUCGUUAAUCUUAAUCUUCUCUAUGGAAAUUAAAGUUUUAAAAAAUCGCAAAGUAAAAAAGCAUUCUUGUGCCCUCCAAUAACACUCUGGGGUUGACAUUUUGAGUUUCCAAAUAUUGUAAUGAGUGCCCCAUAAAGGGUUAAGUAGUUUCACACUAAACAGGAAAUAACGAACUAGAGAGAGAAACGAAACAGAAAUACUAUGCUGAAUGUAGAAAGCAAAUGUUGUUCUCAUCAGUUUCAUUAGUGUUGACUGUGGACUGACGGCCACACAUCUGUACAGCUGCCAAGACUGUAACUACUCCAAUCUCUGCUGUCAGAAAAGAAGGAGACUCCAAGUUAUUGUUUCAGGAUCCUUUAGACGCUCAGCAGAACAUCUGUCCACUAUGAACCCUCGGCUAACAGCGACCCAGCAGAGAACGAUCUGCUCUCAGCUGGGAAAGGUCAAACUGCAGCUGCUGUACAAGGCCAGCGUCCAUGGAUACACCAGUGCAGCCUUCCACCAACGAUGUGACAACCGCUCUCCCACUGUGUCUGUGGGCUAUAACGCCUCUGGCUCUGUGUUUGGAGGAUACACCAAACAACCCUUUUCUCAGUCUGGACAGUAUGUCCAUGAUGACCAGGCCUUUCUUUUCAUCCUUAAAGGAGAAAAUCUCCUCAAAUAUCCAGUCACUCAACCUGCAUAUGCAGUGAGAAUGAUGAAUAACUCUGGUCCUUACUUUGGAGAAGCAUUGAUUCUAGCCAAUGGAAACAAUGCUGUAGUUUAUAGCAGUCCAGGGAAAUAUUACAACUUCAACGCUGCAGAAAUGCACGGAAAUGACCUGAACCUGACUGAGUGUGAAGUCUACCAGGUGGAGGAAGAUACCACUGUACUUGAGCGUCCAUGGAGGCCCAUAAUCUGGAAUUCUGAUAAGAGGACAGAGCUGAUGAAGAUCAUUAAAACCCACGAACCCACAGACAGCUCUGUGUCCCAGGUUCGGGUUUUGCUUGUUGGACCAGUUGGAGCUGGAAAGUCCAGCUUCUUUAACUCUAUCAACUCUGUAUUCAGAGGACAUGUCACCAGUCAGGCCAUGACUGGCAGCUCUGCCACCAGCCUCACCACACAGUUUCGUGCCUACCCUCUGAAAGAUGGACGGGACGGCAAACAUCUGCCAAUCAUAAUAUGUGAUACCAUGGGGCUGGAGGAAAGCACAGAAGCAGGGCUUAAUACAAGCUGCAUCACCAGAAUUGUUAAAGGUCAUCUGCCAGACUGUUAUCAGUUCAACUCAGUGAACCCUGCUGAUUUGGGACUCCAUAGCCUUCUCAAUCCUCCAGAACUCAAAGACAAGAUCCACUGUGUAGCCUACGUCAUUGAUGCCUGCAAGAUCUCCAUCAUGCCUGCAAAGCUGGAGGAGAAGCUGAAGGACAUCCGCAGGCAGAUCACCCCAAUGGGGAUUCCUCAGCUGGUCCUGCUCACUAAAGUGGACGAAGCCUGCCCUCUGGUGAAACAGGACCUGAGAAACAUUUAUACCAGCGCCUACAUUAAGGAGAUGGCGGAGCAGGCCAGUGCUCGGCUCGGUGUGCCUCUGUCCCAUGUCAUUCCCUUCAAGAACUACAACGCAGAGUUGGAGUUGGACUUGAACUGUGACAUCCUGAUCCUCAGCGCCAUCAAUCAGAUGCUUCGCUUUGCUGACAACUACUUUGACGACCUUAGCCAAAGACCGAGCGAUAAGUGGUGUUCACUGAUGUAAUGAAAUGUUCCUAAAAUGUCUUGUAGCUGAGUACAACUAGUUCAGCAUCUCUGAAAAAAAAGUUUCUUUAUGAACCAGCUCAUAUGUCAACGCUGUUUAAUCAGAACAACAUAAUCAUUAUAUUUUUUCAUGGAUAUUCCUAUGGCUUUUCUUGUUGGGGUGAACUGUAGAAUUGUAAGAGAACUGUGACUGAGGGCUAGGAUGGAUUAUUAGGUUAUGUAGCUAUUAUAUUUACUUUAAAUAAGAAUAAUCAUGAAUGAAUGUGAAUUUCUUUGGUAGAUUUUUCUGGCACAAGUCUGGGACUUUUCAGAACAAGUAUGUAUGUGCAGUGGCACAACAAGUAGGUACGCACUAUAUGCAGCAUCUAGGGGUGCCCAGUAGAGGGGUGCCAAAGCGGGGAACUUUAUUCUGAGUCAGCAUUUUGGGAGAAAGACUUCAUAGGUUGAAAGACAGAUAAGUCAGUGGAACAAGAGGAGGCAUGUAAUUAUUUAGGUUAGCCACGCAUGGGCAUCGUAGAGCUCUCAUUGUUGUUCCAUUCUCCUAUCUGGAGUUAUUUUUUCUGUAAUCACAUUAUCCCGCUUAACACGGCCUACAACUAAAUUAUUCAAUAAUGUGACACAAAAUAAUAAUUGAAAGAGAUUUUAUUUGUGUAAAAUUAGCCUGUUGUUUAUGAGGUGUAUUCUGUGUAUGCUGGGUGCGCUGGUCAGAUGGAGUUGUUAUGUCCUUAAAAUGUAAAGUGCAUUAUGAAUAAAAUACAUUAUUAUUUUUAUGACAUCCCUCAGUGAACAAGGAAACACCAUGCGGUGACACGAUCAAUGCUAAUCUUAUUUUGUUUGAAUUUUCUUGUGUUUUGUUUAAGAGUGUUACGGCUGCGGUGACAAAGUAAUUUCCCUAGUGGAUCAUUAAAGCCUGUCCAAGUCUAAGUGUUAUUUAACACUUACUCUUCCUGUAACUAUAUCUUGUUUUAUUUUGAUCACUGUAUGAUAAACUCUAUUGUGUUAUUAUUAUUAUUAUUGAUAAAAACAUUAUCGAUGUUUUUAUUGUUAAUAUAAAUCCGUUUUGACAAAUUCCUACAAGCCUUUCAAUGGCGCUGCACAUUAUCUACAGUACAUUUGUAAUUUAACCAAUCAAUGUUGUAUCAUAAAUAUACGUCUGACAUUUAUAAUAAACUAAACGGAUUGAAAAUCG